UGCAUAGCUAAUCAAUCUAUUGAAACCAUAAAACAUUCCAAAUGCUGCGCUAAAACUUAUCAAAUCAGUCGCUCCACACUGCAAAGCACAGCACACGAAUUCCACACCACACACUCGCACUCCGGAAAAUGUCUGGUGCACAGCUGGCAAUUUUAACAGUUAUUGUGCUGCUGGGGACCGCGACCGCUGGCGUCCCGCUGCAGCGAUACGAGGCACUUCUGAAGCAGCAGUCAGCGCCUACCGACGACCAGUUGGGCCUGUACGACGAGAAUGACAAGGUUGUCCAGCUGAGUGUGGCCAACUUCAACGAGACCGUGUUGGAGCAGAAUCACGGCUCGCUGGUGGAGUUCUACAACACAUACUGUGGGCACUGUAGGCGAUUUGCUCCCACUUACAAGCAGGUGGCGGAGCAGCUGUAUUCCUGGCAGGAUGUGGUAAUUGUUGGUGCCAUUGACUGCGCGGCAGAGGAGAACAAUGGAAUCUGUCGCACCUACGAGGUAAUGGGCUAUCCAACGCUCCGCUACAUGGGUCCUGGCUUCCAGCCUAGUGUCAAGAACUAUGGACAGGAUCUCAAAUCGCAGGAUCCGGCCGAGAUUCGCAGCCUAUUGGCGGGCUUCCUGGCCGCCGAGAACCUAACAAGCAGCACCAACAACACCUACUGGCCAAACUUCCACCAUGUCACGGAGAACGACUCCACCUCAACCAUCUUCGAGGGCCUGAGUAGCCUGCGCGAGUUUGUGGCACUUGUCUACGAGCCGGAGAACUCUACACUGGGCAUUGAAACGGCUCUGUUCCUGCUCCAGUGGCCCGCUCUGCAGGUGCGCCGCGUCAGCGAUCUGACGGCUGCUUCCAAGUUUAAAAUUGAUCCCACCAGCCAUCAAUUGUCUAUUGUGGAUCGCAAAGGGGACAUCACACCCUACGCACCUGCUGAACAGACUGGCCCAUCGUAUUCCGAGACCAUUCGGUUAGCUCUGGGCAAGAAGAACAUAACUCCGCGGCCGGAGAAGGCUGAGAUCCAGCAUGCUGCGGUGACAGCUAAUGGAGAAAAGGCUGAGCACAAGGCAAUCCUCGAAGAAGUGCAUCGCAACAAACAUUUCGUUUACCAGGCAGAUCUCGAGCAGGCCAUCCGCACAGUGCUGCACAACGAAGUGCCAAAGGUGAACGAGAUCGGAGGCGAACGUCUACUGGCCCUCCAGCGCUUCCUGGGCGUGCUGCAACGAUACAACCCUUUGGGACACAAUGGCAACCAGAUGCUGUCCAAGCUGAAGGACUAUGUGGUCCAGUUCAAUCAGGAGCUGACAGGCAAACAGUUCGAGCAAGAGCUGCAGCGACUCGAGAGCCAACUGAGUCCCAUCUACUCGUCCACGCACUUUGUGGGCUGCACUGGCUCCAGUCCAAACCUGCGGGGCUUCAGCUGUUCCCUUUGGACCUUGUUCCACUUCAUGACAGUGCAGGCGGCCGAGAACGAGGAUUCGCUGGAUCCCCUCGAAGUGCUACAGGCCAUGCACGGCUACAUCAAGAACUUUUUCGGCUGUACCGAAUGUGCCGAUCACUUUCAGGCAAUGGCCUCGAGACGGAAGAUAUGGAGCGUGCCGAACAAGGAAGAAGCCGUACUGUGGCUCUGGGCAGCGCAUAACGAGGUGAACCAGCGCCUGGCCGGCGACAACACAGAGGAUCCUCAGUUUCCGAAGAUCCAGUUUCCGAGCGAGAAGAGCUGCAGUCAGUGCUACCGCACGCCCGGCUCCACGUCGGACAAAAUGGAAAUCAACUGGAACAAGGAUGCCGUUCUGAGUUUCCUCAAAAACAUCAACAAUCCACAGUUUGUGAGCAGAUACGGCGUGCAACGGGAGGAUCUGCUGCAUGCGACGGCGGAGAAAAUGCGACAAAAGCGUCAGAUUUCGAGUGUAUUCAGCGACAUGGAUAUGCGGAUGGGUAUGCUUCUCUACGCCUUCUGCAUUGUGAUGAUGGUCGUGGCAUUCAAGUUGUUCGCCUUUAAAGGAUAUCGCAAGAAGCCCUACGGACACGACCUGCUUGGCAAAGUAUAGGCCUAGAGACAGAGCGACAAAAGCGAACCAAUCUUCAAAGGAUGCUUCCACUAAUUUAAGUAAUGACACAAACACCGAAAUGCCGGAAUUUACACAAUGACCACCACCUCUUCAAUGAUUUUAUUGGUAGCACACCCACAAUUAUGUUUAAGAUCAAAGUGUAUAUACGAGCAGGAUUCCUCCAGUUUUAGUCCCAUAACAAUACCGAUAACAUUCGCUUUUUUAUAACGACGAUGCACACUCUUAUGACUCUUUUUCUUAAGUAUGCAAAUGUGAUUACCCUCAAUAACAAUGACAACUCCCGUGUGCGUUUGAAUAAAAUGUUAAAUGCAA
Molecule: messenger RNA, 2378 nt
Organism: Drosophila guanche
Lineage: Eukaryota; Metazoa; Arthropoda; Insecta; Diptera; Drosophilidae
Gene: Qsox1
Product: sulfhydryl oxidase 2
Exons: 2
Coding region: 129-2045 (638 amino acids)
Biological process (GO): protein folding
Cellular component (GO): Golgi membrane
Molecular function (GO): protein disulfide isomerase activity; flavin-dependent sulfhydryl oxidase activity
Source: RefSeq, a predicted model, not a curated record